GUGAUCCGACUUUGUGGUCUAGAAAGACAGAGCGAGAGAGAGCGAGUGAAAGAGAGACACCCCGAGCCGCCUUUGCUUCUUGUUUCUGCUGCAUCUGUGUGUCUGGAGCUCUUCUUGUGGAACAAACAGCCAGGAGUUCAAAUGGGCUGAAGCAGCUGUUUGCUUCACUUUACCACCGAUCCAUGUGUCAGGAUGACCAGCAACAGCAAAACGGUGAACUCCGCUGCAAUAAAAGCAGAGAUCAAGAGGCAUGAUUCCCUCCAGACUGCAAUCAACAGACUGGCCAAGCAGUUUGAAAGGGUGGGGGAUCAACAGCUGCGCUCGGGCCUUAAAGUUUACCUCCACAGUAUUCAAGUAAAUAUUGCCAACAGCCAGGAGUGGACGCUGAGCAGAUCCAUCCCCGAGCUGAGACUGGGUGUUCUGGGGAGUCUGAAAAGUGGCAAAUCGGCGCUGGUAAACAAAUACAUCACAGGCAGUUACUCCGCAGUCGAGAAACCUGAUGGUGGCCGGUACAAAAAGGAAGUGCUGGUGGAUGGUCAGAGUCAUUUAUUAUUGAUCAGAGAGGAGGCUGGACCACCUGAUGCACAGUUCAGCAGCUGGGCUGAUGCAGUCAUCCUGGUCUUCAGUCUGGAGAAUGAGGCCAGUUUCCAGGAGCUCUAUCAGCUCUACAGCCAGCUCAGCGCCUUCCGCUCAGACAUCCCAGUCAUAGUGGUCGGCACACAAGAUAAAAUCAGCAGCACCAACCCUCGCGUGAUUGAAGAUCAGAGAGCCAGACAGCUGUGCAUUGACGUGCGUCACUCCCUCUUCUACGAGACCUGCGCCACCUACGGGUUCAACGUUGACCGAGUGUUUUCAGAGGCUGCUCAGAAGAUUGUAGCUCAGAAGAAGCAGGCGGCACUUCAGGCCUGCAAGUCUCUGCCUAACUCACCCAGUCACUCGGGAGGCUCCACACCUGGAUCAGCGUCGUUCCCUGGACAGGCCAGUAAUGGCCCCAGUAUCGGCUACGCCUACUCCCUCCCCUCCACCCCUGUGGUGAGCCACAGAGAGCUACGAGUUGCACAGGGAGACGGGGGAGGCAGCGUCAACGCUCGCUCGCUGAAGAGCAUCCCCAGACGGCCCUCGCUCUUCAAGAACCGGGACACAGACAAAAGAGGUGGCGACGCUAAAGGCGACCUGAGCAGCCUGCGGGGUGUUCCAAUCAAACAGGGCAUCCUGUGGAAGAGGAGUGGGAGCUCUCUGAAUAAGGAGUGGAAGAAGAAAUACGUCACCCUGUCCAACAAUGGCACGCUGUCUUAUCACUCCAGCUCCAGUGACUACACGCAGAAUACCCACGGAAAGGAAAUCGAUCUGCUGCGUGUGACUGUUAAAGUUCCUGGGAAACGUCCUCCAAGAGCAGUCGCACCGACAGGCCCCUCGCCUGCCCCCCCUGGAGCUGUGCCUGGAGUCAACGGGCUGAGUAAAGAGCUGCCAGCCGCUGAUAGCACCAGUACAGUUCCUCAGUUGUGUCCAGCUACCCUCUCUGUCGUUGCCGAUGACCGGUCUGGCGGUUUGUCCCCUCAAGGAGGUGAACGAGGACUUCAGCGCUGCCCCUCCUCAUUGUCCACCAAAGCACAAAGUGUCGAUGCCCUGGAAGCGACAGCCGGUUCGUUUGGUGGAAAAGAUCCCAGCCAAUCAUCUCCCAUGAGCGACAGGAAGAAGAACAGGAGGAAGAAGAGCAUGAAUCAGAAAGGGGAUGCAGCCGUCGGGCAAGCCGAAGAGGAAGAGAAUGCUGACUUCAUCAUAGUGUCGUUUACUGGGCAGACAUGGCACUUUGAAGCUUCGAACAUGGACGAGAGGGACUCGUGGGUCACAGCUAUAGAGAGCCAAAUCCUGGCAAGUCUUGGUUCCUGUGAGAGUGGCAGAAACAAGGCGCGGAGGAGCAGUCAGAGCGAGGCCGUAGCGCUGCAGGCCAUCCGAAAUGCCAAAGGCAACAGUCAGUGUGUGGACUGCGAAGCACCGAAUCCCACCUGGGCCAGUCUCAAUCUGGGUGCGCUGAUCUGCAUCGAGUGCUCAGGGAUCCACCGAAACCUGGGGACUCACCUGUCCCGUGUGCGCUCGCUGGACCUGGACGACUGGCCGGGAGAGCUCACACAGGUGCUGGCUGCCAUCGGAAACCACAUGGCCAACAGCAUCUGGGAGAGCUGCACCCAAGGACGGACCAAACCCACACCGAGUGCGACACGAGAGGAGCGAGAGUCGUGGAUCCGUGCCAAGUAUGAACAGCGAGCCUUUGUGCCGCCUCUUGUGCCGGCCUCAGGGACGCAGCUUCCAGAUGACGGUGUGCCGGUGUGGCUGCUAUCUGCAGUGACCGACAGAGAUCUGCCCAGGCUGCUGCUCCUUCUGGCCCACAGCACUAAAGAACAAAUCAACGCGCCGCCGGCCGGUUCGCCUUCGCUGCCGCGCACGGCUCUGCACGCUGCCUGCCAGCUGGGAGACGUGGUCAUGACACAGCUGCUCAUCUGGUAUGGAAUCGAUGUGAAAGCGAAAGAUAACCAAGGCCAGACGGCCAUGAUGCUGGCCACGAAAAAAGGGAGCAAAAGCUGCAUCGAUAUUUUGCUCCAGCACGGCUGCCCCAACGAAACGUCGCCCACCGCUGCCACGCCCGUCCUCAGUCGCCGCUCCAGCACCGCCAGCCUGGGCCGGACCAGCUCCAGGAAACGGUAGCGUGGACUGAAAACGCUGCCACAGAAAACAUUUUUAAUGUGUGGAAACGGGCAGAGCUGAACAUGGAGAGGGGUGUAGUAUAACGAAAUGACAGCACUGGAUAUCAUUAGUAUAACGGAUGAAAAACAUUGUUUCUGAAGACUGAACAACAUAUCAAACCACUUAAAAAGCAAUAUUCAUUCAAUUUGUUGAUUGCAGGCAUAUUGCUGAAUUAUUGUGCCGUUGACCUCAUUUCAAAAUGACUCAAGUAGACCUGUAGCGGAUUGCUUCUGUUUCACUUCCUCUGCAAGAAGUGCAAUAAUUCAGCUACGAUGAUGAAAAGCAACAAAUUUUAGCGCAGAUGACUCAACUCAGUGCAUCGAGAGGGUGAUGCUUUUAUUCAGACCUGCUGUGACUGGACCAAAACUGCUACUUUUUUUUCUUCCUUGGCUUUCCGAACAAAGCAUAAACCAACAAUAUGUCAUGGUGUUAGUUAUGUGAGCCUGUCAGUUUGACUGUAUAAACUGUUUUCCAGCAACGAAUCAGCUGAGAUUAUUCUACUUAGACUAGAAAAAUGAAUGGUUUGGAGUAUGACCUAUGUCAGUGUUAGGACCACAGGUCCGAGAUAUGACGUUUUAUUCUACUAUAAAUGUAUCUAGACUACAUGCUUAAUGUUAAACUCUGUAACGAAGACACAACUGAAAAAACCAGACUGCAUUUUGUAAUGAUUUCUUACUGGUAGUUCUAAAAGCUUGUUUUGUUUUGUUUUCCAUUGUCUUUUAUAAUUUCUUAUUCUCUCAUAUGUCAUAAAGCAGUAAGCGGAUGGAUUUACAAUUAUGUAAACAUGUGGAUAAAGUUUUAUUUGGGAUAUCGAGAGCGAAUACGUGAAGUCUGCAACAUAAUUCACAUUCAUCUUACUGUUGUGUAGGUCGAUCCCAUGAGUUUACAGUGAAGCGGCCGAAGGUGAGUCAUGUGAGUCCCUCAUGAGCUAAAACAAAUGGUUACCAGAAUAAAGUAAUAAACUUUUUUUUAAAUAAG
Messenger RNA from Oreochromis aureus, 3720 nucleotides. It is a transcript of the gene agap2, whose product is annotated as ArfGAP with GTPase domain, ankyrin repeat and PH domain 2. Gene Ontology annotation, cellular component: nucleus. The record is from RefSeq and is a predicted model, not a curated record. Bases 193 to 2703 code for a protein of 836 amino acids. The transcript has 18 exons. Gene Ontology annotation, molecular function: GTPase activator activity; GTP binding; protein binding. Lineage: Eukaryota; Metazoa; Chordata; Actinopteri; Cichliformes; Cichlidae.